CUUUCUCUUGGGUCUUCUCAUUUGAUCCUUAUACAGCAGUUCUUGGAGGGAAGCCAGGGAAGGGACUAUGGCCCCAUUUGGCAGACAGAAAACUACGGCUCAGAAUGGGGAGGAGAUUUGCCCAGGGACACCCAGCGAGGUGUGGCAAUGGGACUCAGGUCCUACUCCACCAAAUCCAGUGCUUUUGCGGCCAGGCCACUCUGCCUCACCUGGCAAAAGAAAGGGCUGAGCUAAGGGAUUAGUUAGGUCAACUUGACUAAGAAGAAUCCAGAAGCCAAGCCAUGGAUCCACCUUCACGUAAAGAAAAACCCAAAGUUAAGGAACCUGUCAACAGAGUUGAGAAGGCUAAGCAGAAAUCAGCCCAGCAGGAGCUGAAGCAAAGGCAAAGAGCAGAGAUCUAUGCCCUGAACAGAGUCAUGACAGAACUGGAGCAGCAGCAGUUUGAUGAGUUCUGCAAGCAGAUGCAGCCUCCUGGAGAGUGAUUCCCUGCUGUGUUCAAGCUAGAGGGGACCCUGAAGGCUUUGUGAGCCUGUUACAGGUUUUAAGGUGGCCCAUUUGGAGCCUUACAGAACUAGACAAGAAGAAAUUUGUGGAUAAAUCUGAACUUACGUUUGUAACUUGUACUUCACAUGUUCCUCCAAUGUGAACUGGACCCGUGCUUACUGAAGAGACUUGUUUUCUUCUUAUAAAACAGUAGAUUCUUUUUUUAAAACCUUUUUCUAUUGUUUGAGAAAAAUCAGUGUUUCUCGUGAAACUGUGUAUCUUCUCCAGAAAUGCAAAUAAAAUGUUAAUAAAAUGUU
Messenger RNA from Microcebus murinus (gray mouse lemur), 800 nucleotides. The record is from RefSeq and is a predicted model, not a curated record. Lineage: Eukaryota; Metazoa; Chordata; Mammalia; Primates; Cheirogaleidae.